Messenger RNA from Bacillus rossius redtenbacheri, 3428 nucleotides. Its product is annotated as probable E3 ubiquitin-protein ligase HECTD2. The record is from RefSeq and is a predicted model, not a curated record. NCBI's taxonomy places the organism in Eukaryota, Metazoa, Arthropoda, Insecta, Phasmatodea, Bacillidae. The transcript has 16 exons. Gene Ontology annotation, biological process: protein polyubiquitination; ubiquitin-dependent protein catabolic process. Gene Ontology annotation, molecular function: ubiquitin protein ligase activity. The coding region runs from base 1 to 2886 and encodes 961 amino acids.
AUGUGUCUGGUUUUUCAAAGGAAAAAAGGCUCGGUGGACCGGCCCUGGUAUGUCUUGUUCGCGGUGGACCGGCCCUGGUAUGUCUUGUUCGCGGUGGACCGGCCCUGGUGUGUCGUGUUCGCGGUGGACCGGCCCUGGUAUGUCUUGUUCGCGGUGGACCGGCCCUGGUGUGUCGUGUUCGCGGUGGACCGGCCCUGGUAUGUCUUGUUCGCGGUGGACCGGCCCUGGUAUGUCUUGUUCGCGGUGGACCGGCCCUGGUGUGUCGUGUUCGCGGUGGACCGGCCCUGGUAUGUCUUGUUCGCGGUGGACCGGCCCUGGUAUGUCUUGUUCGCGGUGGACCGGCCCUGGUGUGUCGUGUUCGCGGUGGACCGGCCCUGGUAUGUCUUGUUCGCGGUGGACCGGCCCUGGUAUGUCUUGUUCGCGGUGGACCGGCCCUGGUAUGUCUUGUUCGCGGUGGACCGGCCCUGGUGUGUCGUGUUCGCGGUGGACCGGCCCUGGUAUGUCUUGUUCGCGGUGGACCGGCCCUGGUAUGUCGUGUUCGCGGUGGACCGGCCCUGGUAUGUCUUGUUCGCGGUGGACCGGCCCUGGUAUGUCUUGUUCGCGGUGUGCCGGCCCUGGUAUGUCUUGUUCGCGGUGGACCGGUGCACGGUGGUGUGGUGUGUCCAGGGCGAGCGGCUGCAGGCGCAGGAGCAGCCGGCGCCGUACGGCCGCCCGGGCGGGCUCGUGGGGGACCGCCUGGGCGACAUGGGCCUGGACCUGGGCCUGGGCGGUCUCCUGCUGCGGCCCGGCUCGGAGACCUCGCUGCUGCCGCCCAUCUCCAGGGAGUUCCUGGGCGCGGCCACCAGCCCCUCCUCCAGCCCCGAGUCACCUCUGGGCGCGGAGCAGGCCCCCUCCUCCCCACUGGUCCACCAGGAGGCGCCGCAGUACCCCGCCCGCUGCAAGGCGCGCGAGGACUUCCUGCAAGACAUGCGGCGGGCCCAGCAAACGGAGAACUACAACCCUCUACAAAGGUUCUACAUGAGGACUUUCGAAUCUUUCGUCGAAAUAUGCGCCCUUUUCAAGAUGAACAAGGAUGAGACGGCGACCAACCCCGACGACCCUGGCCUGAACAUGGAGUUGCUAUACGCGGUGCAUGACGGCCUCAGAUCGCUGCCGUCGAUAAUUCACAAAACUGUACUGAAGUCCAUAAUAAAUGCACUCCUAGAAGAAAACCGACUGCUGCACCCCAAGGACGAGGUGCGCGCGCUCUACGCGCUGCUGCAGAACCCGGUGUUCGCCGCGCAGUCCUCCUACACCAUCUUCGCGCACCUGCUGAGGCAGGUGGUGGCGCUGCCCGGCGCCGACCACCAGCUGCUCGUCGGCUGGCUGCGCGUGCUGGAGGUGGAGCGACUGCGCAUGCUCGUGCGCCACCUGCAGCAGUUCAUCAGCAUCAGGCAGUUCCCGCCCUCGGACAGGUCGCUGCCGCCGCCGGGCAGGAGUCGCUGGUGGAUCCCCACGGCCACCAAGACGCUCGCCCUCGUCAACGCGGCCAACAACGCUUCCAGCCCGCCCCUGCUGGACUACUCGGAGCUGUACAACUCGGCGCUGGACCACAUCGACCUGAUGCAGGACUACUUCAACUGGCAGAGCCCUCAGCGGCCCGGCCACUUCGCCUACUGCCAGUACCCCUUCAUCCUCAGCAUCGUGGCCAAGCGCGUCAUCCUCACCAAGGACUCGGAGCAGCAGAUGAUCCUGACGGCGCGGCGGUCGCUGGUGGCCAAGGUGGCGCGGCACCAGGCCCCGCAGAUCGACAUCUUCUUCCUCAACAUCCACGUGCGACGGUCGCACCUCGUCUCCGACUCGCUCAACGAGAUCGCCAGCAAGCAGAAGGACCUGAAGAAGAAGCUGAAGGUGUCGUUCGUGGGCGAGCCGGGACUGGACAUGGGGGGGCUGACCAAGGAGUGGUUCCUGCUGCUCAUCAGGCAGAUCUUCCACCCGGACUACGGCAUGUUCGUGUACCACCCGCACUCCCGGUGCUACUGGUUCAGCACGGACCAUGACGGCAACCUGCGCGAGUACAACCUCAUAGGCGUGCUGAUGGGCCUGGCGGUCUACAACUCCAUCAUCCUGGACCUGCACUUCCCCUCCGUGUGCUACCGCAAGCUGCUGUCUCCUCCGGUGGUGCCCUCCUCGCACUCGGACAGCGUGGGCGUGGUCAAGUCCCCGGGCAUGGACGACCUGGCGGAAAUAAUGCCGGAUGUGGCCAGGGGCUUGGGAGAACUGCUAGCUUAUGAAGGCAAUGUGGAAGAAGACAUGUGUAUGAGUUUCCAGGUGUCGCUGGAGGAGUACGGCGACGUGAAGACGUACGACCUGAAGGAGGGCGGGGAGAACACGCCCGUCACGAACGACAACCGCGACGAGUACGUGGACCUGUACCUGGACUGGAUACUCAACGCCGCCAUCUACGACCAGUUCCGGGCCUUCUACCUCGGCUUCCACAGCGUGUGCGCCUCCAACGCCCUCAUCAUGCUGCGGCCAGAAGAGGUCGAGAUGCUGGUGUGCGGCUCCCCCACGCUGGACCUCAACGAGCUGCGGAAGGUGACGGAGUACGACGGCUACAAGGCAGACGACACGACCAUCACUGACUUCUGGGAAGUCCUCCAGUCCCUGUCCGAGGAGCUGAAGAAGAAGUUCCUGCUGUUUGCGACGGGCAGUGACCGAGUGCCAGUGGGCGGGAUGGGCGAGAUGACCUUCAAGAUAACCCGCAUCACGAACAGGACAGACAACCUGCCAGAGGCCCACACGUGCUUCAACCAGUUGGUUCUGCCGACCUACACCAGCCAGGAGACGCUGCGACAGAAGCUCAUCAUAGCCAUCUCCAACGCAGAGGGCUUUGGCCUUGAGUAGCAUCCAACCACCACGUGACGUGAAUAAACUUCAUUUUCCCCUCAAGUCAUUUGCGAACCGUUCAUGUUCCGUAAUGGGAUUUGGCGCUUUCAGUGUGAUAGGGGACUAAGUUACAUGAGUGGGUGUGUGACGUACCAUGUACAGUUUGUUAUUCUCACGUGUGAACCCAGUGUGCCUGUCCAUAAUUGUGUAUAGUUAAAGAAAUGUAAAUAUUAUGAAACCUAAACUACAUUCUGUCAAGUCAAAAUGGGAAAGUAAACCAGCCUGAGAGGACCCGUCUUGGAUGAUGCCUUCAGGAUGAGAGCACAGAUGAGGCAUACACUGGAGACUUUUUUAAAUGGUACCUACACAUAGUGCAUAAUGAUUUUCAUUGUUUUUAACAGGUUAGAAAAUUAUUUAAGCAAAUGAGAACACAAGUGUAAAUAUUAAUAUCACAUUCCUGAAUUUCUGUCACAAAUGCUCCAUUGUGUACGUUGUUUCCUGUUAUUCACAUACAUACCUUUUUGUAAUGCUGUUCAUGAAAUAAAAUUGUUAAAAAUAAA